This is a messenger RNA of Thyridium curvatum, 2085 nucleotides long. RefSeq lists its product as uncharacterized. The coding region runs from base 1 to 2085 and encodes 694 amino acids. The transcript has a single exon. The record is from RefSeq and is a predicted model, not a curated record. NCBI's taxonomy places the organism in Eukaryota, Fungi, Ascomycota, Sordariomycetes, Thyridiales, Thyridiaceae.
AUGGCCAACACAAAUGAACUGCACACCGUCCUUGACGGGGCUCAGGCCCAGCUCGACUCCCUGAAAGAAUCCCUGAGAAAUCUGCCCCAGGUAUCUCCGAGAGAGAGAAACGCCUUUACUCUAACCCAAUCCUGGUUGGACAAGGUCCGCCAGGCAACGCGCACGCAAGCCCAGGCCAACGAUGACGAGAACAGCCGCCUCGCCAACGAGGCCCGCCGGCUGGAGCAAGAGCGACAACAGCUCGAAUCCGACCGGCUCUCACUGGGCACCGAGCGGCAGAAGCUCGAUGAGUCCUGGAGCAAGCUCCGCACUGAGCAGGACAAGCUGCAACAGCAACGACAAGAUGCUGAUCGCAGCACGCAGGCAGACGCCAUCCGCGACCUCAAACGGGAGCUCAUGGAAGGCCUUAGCGCGUCGCAGAACGCCAUCGCCGACAUGAUCACUACGCGUAUGCAGACUGACGCGCAGGAUAGAAACCAGAAGCUCGAUGCCCUGGCAUCGAGCAUUACCGAGGGCUUCGCCAAGACUUCAACGUCGUUGGACGUCGGAGCCGCCCAGCAUGCGCUCAUCACUCACAUGGAGAGCGAGGUGAUCAAUAGGGACCAGCGGCUCGAUGCCCUGGCAGCGAGCAUCACCGAGGGCCUUGGCAAGGCCGUAUCAAGCGCUGGCAACGCCCAGGAAGUUUUCGAGACCCGCAUGGAGACUGACAAGCAAGAUAGGGACCAGCAACUCGACGCCCUGAAAGCGAGCGUGACCGCCGACGUCGAGAACAUCUCCAAAGGUCUCGACAAGAAACUCGACUCGUUCAAGACGGACGUUCAGACAGCCGUCCAGGCAUCGGCCGAGGCUGUCUCUAACGAUCUGAGGCGAGUCGAGACAACCGCCGGCAUCACCCGGCAACAAACCCAUGGCAUCGCGUCGCAUGUCGAAGUCAUUCGCGGCCAGAUCGACCACCUCGGUACGGUCGUUACCGAAAACGAGCGCAACCUGGCCUCUGAGAUCGACGAGGUCACCGGCAAGGUAGGCGACCUGUCCGUCAAGAUCCGCGACGUGGAGGGCGUCGCCGACACCGCGCGCGACGACGGCGCCCACAGCCUCGAGGCGGCACGGGAUCUCUGCAAGACAGUCGAGACCAUGUCGACUGGUCUCUCAAAGUGGCUGGGCGAUAUGAGGGAUGCGCUCGUCGCCAAGAUUAGCGAGAGCCAUGUCGCGGCUCGGGAUCAAGCCGCGACCGCUGCGCAGAGCCAACUCAGUGGGCUCGAGGCCAGCCUCAUGCCCAAGAUCGAGGAGGUACUGCGUUCCAUCAAGGACGACGCAGAGGCCGAUGAAACGCUUGGCGAGACGGUCGCUGCCCUGAGCCAGGCCGUUGAGGCCCUCGAAGUGACGUCGUUGGGUCAGGACGCCGAGCUUGACGCGAUACACUCGGGUGUCAGGUAUCUUGUCAACUUCCUCGAGCGCAUCUACCGCGCGCACGAGAAGCUCCACCGCGUGCGAGAGUCGACCCCGUCGCUGAUAGAGGAGCUGGACCCCCGCGCCGCAAUGCCCGCAGCAACUUCCGACGGCGGCGGCGAGGCCUCGGCCCACGACCCUUCCUCCUCCACUGCAGCUGCAGAGGGGCCCUCUGCCCCCGGCUCCGCUGAGCGCCAUUACUCCCGGCGCGGCUCCCGUGGACAGAAGCGGUCCAUGAUCUCGCGAGAGGGCGGCUCCGAGGUUGAGACUAGCCAGUGGGACGUGCUGGUGUCCCGCCUGAAUACGGUCCUCAGCCGCAUCCCCUUCGACGUGGGCGAGUCGACGGCCGAUCCCCUCGCCGUGCUCAUCCGCCUCGCCCCCUUGCUCGCCCGCGAGGGCCCGCAGCGGCGGCUGACCGAGUUCCUUGAGGAGGGGCAGCCGGGAAUGGCCCUGUGUCUCAAUGGCAUAUGCCGCACCGGCCAUAACGACUUGCGCCUCCUGGACUCUUGUUGGUGCGAAGCCCAAGAGAACCAGGAUGGUAAGUACAAGUGCCUCUGCAUUGAAAAAGUCGACGACAAGCCUUAUGGCGUCGUCAAGCUCAGCUUUGACUAUUUCAGAGAGUUUUCCUAUUCCUAG